AACAAUUUGAUUUCUCUUUUAUUUCAAUUGACAAUCUUAAUAAUUGUAAUAAAAACGAAAAUUCAACAACUCAUAUAUGACGGAAUUUCUGAUUAAUUAAACGAUAAGUUCGGUCAUAAUGCGGUGAAGAGUUAUUAAUUGGUGUCCGUGGACUGUUGAUGUCGCGAUCACUCAGUGUGCUUAAACCCAGGCUUUCGUCUUCGAUGGAUAUCAUAUUUGUAAACUGGAAAAUUCUAGACGAAUCCCUAGAUCCUGAAGGAGUUGAAAAUUUAGAUAUACGUUGAUCCUCGGCUAUUUCACUUGGCUUUCCAAUUGAAUCGAAGAAACUCGAAAUUUGAGUUGCCUGCUCAGGAUAAGUUUCAUUUGUAGAGAGCGGCGAGACCGAAGAAAUAGUAGAAUGUAAUGUUUUAUUGACUUUCAUUUUGAAUACCAGUUCAUUAAAGUCGCUAUCGAAAUCCAUAUUAUAAAAAAUAGGCAAGCGAAAAAACUCGGCUCGUGGAUGAAGAAACGAAAAUAAAAAGUAACUGUUCUUUAUCGAAACAUGCCGGCUAUUUAUUUAUUGUGAUUAAUCAUCGAAAUAUCAUCGAUAGCUAUGUUAUCAAUUGGCUUGAAAUGCCGGUGCAAGAAGAAGAAACAUAGAUAACAAAUAUUGUUCGUAACAUAAAAACGGUUGUAAAUGCAAUAGAUUAAAUUAAAUAUGAAUGCUUUAAGACACACCAUUUCAAUCGUGGCGCUGGGCACCUUUCAGCUUGGACGCCGUAUGAAAAGCCAGCAUUUGCAUGGACUCCUGCUUGGCACUGGGCUUGGCCUUUCCACCAUCGCAUCGGUCACGUACGCACAGGCCGAAGCAGCAAAGGUCAGCCGAAAGUUGAACGUAUCCAAAUUCAUGGCUGAGCCCAUUACGGACUCGGCUGUUUUGUUGUCUGAUCAAGACAAUAUGCGCCAUCGCAUGGAAUUGAUGAUCAUGGAGAUUCAAGCUGAUUUUUGUCGUGCACUCGAAUCGGAAGAGUUCAAUGGCCAGAAAUUCAAAGUGGACCGCUGGCUGCGCAAGGAAGGAGGCGGCGGCGUGACCUGUGUCCUGCAAGACGGCGACGUUUUCGAGAAGGCUGGCGUCAAUGUCUCCGUUGUGACCGGCUCCCUCCCACCAGCGGCCGUUCAGCAGAUGCGCUCAAGAGGCAAAGAUCUGGCGGAGAACGUUAAACUGCCAUUCUUUGCUAGCGGUGUCAGCGCUGUCAUCCAUCCGCGUAAUCCCCAUGUGCCGACCAUUCACUUUAACUAUCGCUACUUCGAGGUGGAGUUGCCCGAUGGCUCAAAGCAGUGGUGGUUCGGUGGCGGUACAGAUCUGACGCCCUACUACUUGGACGAAAGCGAUGCCCGACAUUUCCAUAAGACGCUAAAGAGCGCCUGCGAUGAGCAUAACACCUCCUACUAUCCAAAGUUCAAGAAGUGGUGCGACGACUACUUCCACAUCAAGCAUCGCAACGAGUCGCGUGGCAUCGGAGGCAUCUUCUUCGAUGACAUUGACGAGCCCAACCAGGAGGGCGCGUUUAAGUUCGUAACCAGCUGCGCUCGUGCCGUGAUCCCAUCUUACCUGCCGUUGGUGCAGAAGCACAAGAAUGCGGACUACGGUACCAAGGAGCGCGAGUGGCAAUUGCUACGACGCGGCCGCUACGUGGAGUUCAAUCUAAUCUAUGAUCGUGGUACUAAAUUCGGUCUGUAUACUCCUGGUGCCCGCUACGAGAGCAUCCUAAUGUCCCUGCCGCUGCACGCCCGCUGGGAAUAUAUGCACGAACCGAAAGCUACGUCCAAGGAGGGUGACUUACUAAUGGUUCUGCGUAAUCCCAAGGAAUGGGUUUAACUUAAAUUGUGUUAUAUUUUUAAUUAACUAUUAAUGGGAUUGGUGCCUUUCAUGAUAAAGUUUUGAUUAUAGAAUAAGAGUUGACAAUAUUUAUGCCCGUACAAUCUAUUUCCGUUAAAAAUUAAAAAGUUUAAUUUUACGACAAA
Drosophila mojavensis is the source of this 2004-nucleotide messenger RNA. RefSeq names its product oxygen-dependent coproporphyrinogen-III oxidase (gene Coprox). Gene Ontology annotation, molecular function: coproporphyrinogen oxidase activity. Gene Ontology annotation, cellular component: cytoplasm; mitochondrial intermembrane space. Bases 698 to 1858 code for a protein of 386 amino acids. The transcript has a single exon. The record is from RefSeq and is a predicted model, not a curated record. Lineage: Eukaryota; Metazoa; Arthropoda; Insecta; Diptera; Drosophilidae.